Messenger RNA from Acanthopagrus latus (yellowfin seabream), 5277 nucleotides. RefSeq names its product dopamine receptor D4b (gene drd4b). Gene Ontology annotation, biological process: adenylate cyclase-activating adrenergic receptor signaling pathway; adenylate cyclase-inhibiting dopamine receptor signaling pathway. Gene Ontology annotation, cellular component: plasma membrane. The coding region runs from base 1333 to 2493 and encodes 386 amino acids. NCBI's taxonomy places the organism in Eukaryota, Metazoa, Chordata, Actinopteri, Spariformes, Sparidae. Gene Ontology annotation, molecular function: dopamine neurotransmitter receptor activity, coupled via Gi/Go; G protein-coupled receptor activity. The transcript is spliced from 4 exons. The record is from RefSeq and is a predicted model, not a curated record.
UCUCUGCCUCGGCUCGUUCGCCCACAGCGACGCAUCAUUACGUUUGUCUCACUGCUGGAAACUGAAUGUGCCUCCAAACAACCAACAACAGCUGUGAUCAUAUGAAUCUUCUGUUGGAGAGAAAGUGCAUGUACCGCAUUUAAUUACAGAUUUUAUCAUGAAUACAAUUAUUUCACUGCUGCAUUUACACUUUUGGGCAUUAAUCAGACACUUUACAACACUUGCCAUGCAAGACACCAGCUGCUCAAGGGCACUUCAACAUGCAGCUGAGGGAGCUGGGAUUCAAACCAGUGACCUUCUGAUUACCAGACCACCAGCUCCGCCUACUGAGCUGCAGCCGCCUGAUGUGUGAUGAAACAGUCUGAUAUUAAACAGUCGUGUUCAGGUCAUCCGUCUGUUUUGGUUUCAGGAUCUGAUGUUGUUUGAUUUGUGGUCAUAAAUCUUCUCACUGAAAACUUGUUUUGUGUGAUUUGAGGUUUAUUUGGGUGAAAUGUUCCUUUAAUUGAGAACUUUAACAGUGUGAUAUUAGUUCCUUCAUAAAAUAUCUGAAUACUUUCUGCAUCACAGUGAAUCUAACUGGUGUUUCAACAGGAUUCACUUCAGAAGUUUUUGCUCCAUUACAGCACAUUUAUCUGACAGAUUCAGUUUCAGAUCCGCACAAUAAAUCAUAAAAUAUCAGAUUAAAAUAACCAAAACUUAACAAAGUAAAAUUAUAACAUGACAUUUUUAUUUUUACUCAAGUAUGACCGUAAAAUACUUCGUUCCAAGUGUAAUCAGAGUGUUUCUGCACUGUGCUGUUCUUCCUCCACCUCGGAGGUGAAAAUGUGAGUUUUCAGUGUGUUCAGCUGAUCUGGAGUCUGUUUUGCUGUGUCCUGUCUGUUGAGGUUCUGGUCCAUCAGCUGGUUCCGUGUCGUGCUGUGACUGUUCACACAGCAGCGUCAGUAAGCAGAUUUGCGCGGAUGGAUUUAAGUCGUCGCCUUCUGAUUCGUCAACUGCGCGAACUUAUUCCCUCCAGGAGCAGCUGAGGGGCCGGCAGGGGACGUGAUCCACAGAAUGCUCCAGCGGUUCGGUCCAACCAGUCCGGUGGCUGUGAAGGAAAAGUGAAGCAGCGGCCGGAUGAAGGCGGGUGAAGCUGACUGUGGGUCGGAGCCGCGCUGCGUCUGGAGAGCGGAGCGCACGGAGCUCAGCGCGGAUCCUCACCGGGAAACUCGCACAGACUUCACCUGAGACGCUCCUGCUCGUCCCGGGCUGCUGCACACGGCUCAUAGAUGAAAACUGCUCCGGAGAAGGUCGCUCUCCGUCGGAUAAGCAGCCCGUCAGCCUGCGGUGACCAUGUCGGACGCGUCCGCUGACCUCAACAACGACACGCUGCCGGCGGCUGCGGUCACACAAUACAAUUUCCCUGCGCUCAUUUUCGGGAUCGUGCUGAUUGUGACCAUCACCGGUGGGAACGUGCUGGUGUGCCUCAGCGUGUACCUGGAGAAGGCUCUCAAAACCACCACCAACUACUUCAUAGUCAGUUUGGCGUUUGCGGACCUGCUGCUGGCGGUGCUGGUGCUGCCGCUCUUCGUUUACGCAGAGUUUCAGGGCGGAGUUUGGUCCUUGAACAUGCUGAUGUGCGAUGGCCUGAUGACCAUGGAUGUGAUGCUGUGCACCGCAUCCAUAUUCAACCUCUGUGCCAUCAGCGUGGACAGGUUCAUUGCCGUGUCGAUUCCUUUAAACUACAACCGGAAACACGUGGACCAUCGUCAGCUCAUCCUGCUGUCGGCCACCUGGCUGCUGGCCCUGGCUGUGGCCUCACCCGUCAUCUUCGGCAUCAACAACGUGCCUGACCGCGACCCCAGCGAGUGCAAACUGGAGGACAACAACUACGUGGUUUACUCGUCGGUCUGCUCCUUCUUCAUCCCCUGUCCCAUCAUGGUCCUGCUCUACUUUGGGGUUUUCCGCGGGCUGCAGCGCUGGGAGGUGGCCCGGAAGGUCAAACUGCGCAGCAGCAUCGAGGCCUGCAGGAAGCUGCAGCACGCCGCCGUCGCCACCGCCCUGCCCCCGCUGGCGGGCACCAUCCCCGGGUCUCUGCCCAUGCCUCUACCCAGGAUCAUCGAGAGGGACUUGGCCCAGUCUCGGCUGGACGACACGGAGGACUACAUGCAGCAGGAGAUCCCGUAUCCUCGGCAGUACAGAGAGAACUCGGUGCCGACGAUCACGCUCAGUCAGCAGCUGCACCGGAAGAAGAGAGCCAAGAUCAACAACAGGGAGAGGAAGGCUAUGAAGGUGCUGCCUGUCGUCGUAGGCUGCUUCUUGUUCUGCUGGACUCCGUUCUUCGUGGUCCACACGACGCGAGCCUUGUGUCUGACGUGCGACAUCCCUCCCGGCCUGAUGAGCACCGUCACCUGGCUGGGCUACGUCAACAGCGCCCUCAACCCCAUCAUCUACACCAUCUUCAACACGGAGUUCAAGAAGUUCUUCAAGAAAUGUUUCCGCAGCUGCUGCUGACACCAGGUUUCCCUCGGCAGACACUGAAGGAACACGAGGCUCAGCUGAUCCAGGACGAGUCAGACAGGAAAUACGCUGUAGAAGAAGAAGUCGCUGGUGAAACUUGUUUAAACUGGGUUCACUGACUGGAUCCUCUGGGAUUACAACCCAAAUAAAAUGAUGAUAUUUGUGUGGAAAGCUGCAGAAAACAGCUGACAAACUGACACAAACUCCUCAGACUGAGAGGAGCUUUCCACCAUUUUUCAGUUUUUCUGUACAGCACAGUGUUUAUUGUUCAUCAGUCGCGGUUCACGUUACGGCCUGCCAGCUCCGGAGACGGCGAGGGAUUUGUCCAGAGCUCGCCGCUCUGCCGGAGAGGAUGCAGAGGAGAGAAACAGCUUCAGCACAGCCGAAUGUCAAACAGCUGAGAGCAGCUUCACGACUGAAAGAAAAUCCUGUAAAUCAGACGUUUUCCUUUUGUUUCUCAGGUCAGCUGAAAGGAACAGUUGGAGAAAAUACUCGUCUGCUUUCCUGCAGAGUCAGAUGAGAAGAUCGAAACCACUCAUCGGUCGGUACGUUACAAUAUGCAGCUGCAGGCUGAAGAUAAGCAGCACAUUUAGUUUUUAAUUCGUACAAGAACCAAAGUUUAAAAUGCAGUUUCAUGUUUUGUAAGAGGGGGAUGGAUCGAAACACAAGGUUUGUUUACGAUGACUUCCAGGUAGAAAACUCCUGCAUCAUCCCAACUUAAAGUUACACCAAAAGAUUACAACAGAAAUAAUUAAAGUUAUCUGAUUUCACGUUCCUCAACCAACGCCACACUUUUCUACCCAGAGGUAAACGUCACCGCGGCGUCAGGGUCGCGUCCGUGAGCUGUGUUGCUAUGGAUACGUGCGCUAUACGUCCCCCGUCUGUUUGAAAGCAUCGCAGACGUCAUCAAACGCAGACAAACAAAAGACUCAACAUGUUGAAUCUGACCAAACAUCUCCAGACAGCCGACACCAGACAAACAGCCGAGUUUGUCCGUGUUUGUCGGAGGAUGUUUGAUGUGGCGUUUCCACGGAUCUCAGUGUCUAAUGCAGCCAGUUUAAUCGUCUCUUCUCGCCCAAUAAAAGAUGCAACGUGACAACUGCAGCGCAGGAUUUUACAAACACUGGGAGCUGAGUUCAGGUUACUCGUCCCUACACAGGAACAAAUUUCAGCUGGUGCAACUUUUAAAAUUUAAAAAAGUUGCAAUUUACAUUUGCAACCACGUGCACGCUAGCUGUUUCCAUAUGUUUCCAGUCUUUAUGCUAAGCUAAGCUAAGGCUCCUGGCUGCACGAGAGUGGUAUCCAUCUUUUCAUCUUGAUUUUUAGCGAGUAAGCGAGUAUUUCCUUAAAGGUGCCCUGUGAACAGUGUUUAUUAUCCUGGGUCCACAUUGUGAUUUGCAAACGAUGGUUUCAUGUUAUUUUACUGAAGCUACAACGCUGAAAAACAAAACAGUGCCCUCAAAAAAGGAGACCAAACACACCACAGGGCACCUUUAAAUGUGGAAUUAUCCCUUUAAUACGUCCUGACGAAGCUUCACAUCUGUCCUCGAAAGUCACAAAGCUUCAAACGGGGAAAUCGAAGGAAACCUGAAAAUAUCAAAACGCCUCAGGAAUCUGAAGCAGGACAUGAAGACGUGACGGCUGGAUUUAUUUACUGAACUGACGAACCGACUUCUACAAACAGGAACAAGGUUCAUCGAACAUCAACACGGGAUUCAGCUCAUUAAAGCUGUUUGGGUUCAUUUUAACACAUGUACUGAUAAAACACUGAGUAGCAAUAUGCCUUAAAUUCAAAGGAUGUCCAACAUGAAGAGCAGCGCCUCGUCAGAAACACGUCUGCUGUCAUAUUUCAUAUUUAAAACCUUCGUCACUUUGUCGUGUUUGCAUCUUUUCACACAACAGACGACCAGUUUGUUGUUUUCUCUGCUUUUUCCCUGAGUGACAUGAUUCAUUCUGCACUGAGAGGACGACGACAUCUACGUUAUAAUAAAUAAUGUAAUAAAUACAGCCAGAUAUUCAGUUUCUUGUUAAGAGUAAGAUCUUUUUUUUUUUUACUGCCAUGUACCAAAUAAUUGUUUACUUUGUUACGUCUUGUUAUAUGGAGAGUUUUCUCAUUAUUACCCAUAAUCAACAUUUUCUUCCACAUGUCAACUUUCUAAACUUUUGCUGCAGACGUUUAAGUUUCUCAGUAAGAAGUCAGUGAGACAAACACGGUUUACACGUUUUAUGUAAAAAAGAAAUUAGCAAAUUUUGCGAUAUGAUAAAGUAAAGUGAGAUAUUAUAACAGAAUGAUUUAUGACGUGAUUUUUUUUAAGUAAUAACGAGAAAUAUAGGUCCUUAUAACGUGAAUAUAUCAUCACAAUAACACAUCUGUCGGUUACAAGAAUGUCCAGCUGUGAAUUUUGUGAUUUGUAUUACUUUUGAUACUUGAAACGCCGUCAUGAUGAUAUUACCUGUUUGUCAUUUUAUUGAGUAUGAGUAUUUAUGAUGUUGAAUAAUAGGAAACUGAAUUGAAGUGAAGCAUCUUCAGAUCGUGUCUUGGUAACAACAUUAGUUUUUCUCCUCCUGUCGAGUUUUGUGUAAAAGUUGUUUUAAUGUUUUUUCAAAGAAGAAAGUAUUCUGGACUGCAGGAUGGCUUAAAUUUGAGUGAAAUUGUCCUUUAAGCCUUUACUGCCUGUCACCACAGUGUGUUUGUUUGGUUACUGACUGUGCCUACUGUUCGCCAUAUCCACGUUUUAUGUGGAAACCUUUCUAAUAAAGUGUCUCAUGUAUCUCUGC